Molecule: messenger RNA, 1812 nt
Organism: Ipomoea triloba (trilobed morning glory)
Lineage: Eukaryota; Viridiplantae; Streptophyta; Magnoliopsida; Solanales; Convolvulaceae
Product: CAAX prenyl protease 1 homolog
Exons: 14
Coding region: 161-1435 (424 amino acids)
Biological process (GO): CAAX-box protein processing
Cellular component (GO): endoplasmic reticulum membrane
Molecular function (GO): metalloendopeptidase activity
Source: RefSeq, a predicted model, not a curated record
GAAAAUAUCUCGGGGUUUAGCCGACCCUCUUCAACCGGAUUGAACUGACCCAGGUUGGAGAAAGCCCUUCUCCCUAUUCCGAAAAAUUCGUCUCAGAAUCUCAGUCAUAGACCUUCGCUCUCUCUCUGUUUCUCUCUAUCUGCAGCUCGGAAAUUCUGCCAUGGCGUUUCCUUAUAUGGAAGCUGUUGUUGGUUUCAUGAUAUUGAUGUAUAUUUUUGAGACUUACCUUGAUAUAAGGCAACAUGCUGCUCUUAAGUUGCCAACACUUCCAAAACCUUUGGUAGGAGUAAUCAGCCAAGAAAAGUUUGAGAAGUCUCGAGCUUAUAGUAUUGAUAAAAGUGAUUUUCACUUUGUGCAUGAGUUCGUCACCAUACUUAUGGACUCUGCAAUUUUGUAUUUUGGGAUCUUACCCUGGUUCUGGAAGAAAUCAGGAGAUUUUUUGGUGUUCCUUGGUCUUAACACAGAAAAUGAGAUAUUACACACACUUGCAUUUUUAGCAGGUGUUAUGUUUUGGUCGCAGAUUACUGACUUGCCAUUUUCUUUGUACUCAACGUUUGUGAUUGAGGCCCGCCACGGUUUCAACAAGCAAACAAUAUGGCUAUUCUUCAGGGAUAUGAUCAAAAGUAUUAUCGUAGCUGUUGUGAUUGGUCCUCCUAUUGUGGCUGCAAUCAUUCUGAUAGUUCAGAAAGGAGGUCCUUACUUGGCUAUAUAUCUAUGGGGUUUCAUGUUUGUCUUGUCUCUUGUUAUGAUGACACUAUACCCUAUUCUGAUUGCCCCGCUUUUCAACAAGUUCACCCCACUUCCUGAAGGUGAGCUUAGAGCAAAAAUUGAGAAUCUUGCUUCCUCACUCAAAUUCCCCUUAAAGAAGUUGUUUGUUGUUGAUGGAUCUACAAGGUCAAGCCAUAGCAAUGCAUACAUGUAUGGAUUCUUCAAGAACAAGCGCAUUGUCCUUUAUGAUACUUUGAUUCAGCAGUGCAAGAAUGACGAGGAAGUUGUUGCUGUUCUUGCACACGAAUUAGGCCACUGGAAACUAAAUCACACAACCUACUCCUUCAUUGCUGUCCAGAUCCUCACAUUCUUACAGUUUGGAGGAUACACACUUGUUAGGAAUUCCAAGGAUCUGUUUCAGAGUUUUGGCUUUGAAACUCAACCUGUUCUUAUUGGGCUUAUCAUUUUUCAGCACACUGUAAUUCCUCUCCAGCACCUAGUGAGUUUUGGUCUUAAUCUUGUUAGCCGAGCUUUUGAAUUUCAGGCUGAUGCCUUUGCUAAGAAGCUUGGAUAUGGAUUGCCUCUUCGUUCCGGACUUGUAAAACUACAGGAGGAGAAUUUGUCCGCGAUGAACACAGAUCCUUGGUAUUCUGCUUACCAUUAUUCUCAUCCUCCCCUAGUUGAAAGAUUGGCUGCAAUUGAUGAACCCGAUAAAAAGACAGACUGAUGAGUUGAGCAACCUCAUGUUCCCAGAGUUCACUUGAAUACUUGGGUUGGAACACUACAAUCACUAAAAACACUAGGUCCAAGUUUCUUCCCCAUGGUAAAAUAUUCAAGUAUUAACAAAGUCAUACCCGUGUUACAUUACUCAUCUGUAUGUUUAAGCAGUAACUGUUUCCAUUUUGUCAUCGCGGUGCAGUUCAGGUAAAAACUUGCCUCUUCACAGGCUGGCUAAACUUAUUCCUGCAAAGUGUAACCACAACCGUUUGUAAUGAGUCGGAUUCAAAUUCUAAGCUAAACUGGCAGCUCUGCAGGAUUGGUGUAUUUGUUAGAAAAAAAAAGCUUCUUAUUCUAUUCUAUAAGAGUUCUAAUUUGGCCAAACAA